Molecule: messenger RNA, 1248 nt
Organism: Vicia villosa (hairy vetch)
Lineage: Eukaryota; Viridiplantae; Streptophyta; Magnoliopsida; Fabales; Fabaceae
Exons: 1
Coding region: 1-1248 (415 amino acids)
Molecular function (GO): protein dimerization activity
Source: RefSeq, a predicted model, not a curated record
AUGAAAGGAAAGCAUCAAGGUGUACAAAAGAGAUUUUUAGACGUUAACCCGAGAGCCUUCUAUACUUCUUGUGGCUUUCAUAGUCUUAAUUUGGCAUUGUGUGAUAUGGCUAACUCUUAUAAUAAAGCUAGGAUUUUUUUUGGAGUUGUUCAACGCAUCUAUACAAUUUUUGCCAAUUCUACUAAGAGAUUGCAAAUUUUGAAAGAUAGUGUAAAAGGGUUGACUCCAAAAUCGUUGUCAUCCACUCGUUGGGAGAGUCAGGUAGAAAGUGUCAAAGCUAUAAGAACACAAAUGUCUGAUUUUACAGAAGCUUUACUUGAAGUGUCAGAAAAUGAUCUCGAUCCUAAAAUACAAAAUGAAGCCAAAUCCUUAGCAACAAAUGAGCUUGGUGAUUUUGAGUUUUUGAUGGCUAUAAUUAUCUGGUUUGAAAUAUUAUCUGCAAUUAAUUUUGUUAGUAAGCUUUUACAAGAAAAGGAUAUGCUUAUUGAUGUUGCUAUGGAAAAAAUAAAGGGAUUGAUUUCAUUUUUUGAGGGAUAUAGAGAAACAGGUUUUUAUAAGGCACUGAUUAGUGCUAAGGAAAUUGCGGUUGAAUUGAAUAUCGCCCCAACAUUUCCUCAAAGGCGUAUAAUUAAAAGAAAAAGACAGUUUGAUGAGAAUUUGAGUACUCCAGCAGUCGAGCUAUCUGAAGAGGAAUCUUUUAGGGUUAAUUAUUUUCUUUACCUUGUUGAUCAAGUUGUUGUUUCUUUGAAUAAGAGAUUUGAGCAAUACCAAGAGUAUGAAAGUACUUUUGGUUUCUUGUUUAUUUCUCACAAGUUACAAUCAUUGGAUGAUGCAACUUUAAAGUCUUGUUGUAGUAACUUUGAAAGAGUAUUGAAACAUAAUGAGCAAUCUGAUAUUGAUGAGAGUGAAUUUUUUGCGAAGUUAAAGUCACUUAGAGAAAUGUUUCCGGAAGAAAUUAUAAAUCCUACUGAUAUAUUAUUAUUUUUGAAAGGCUUGGAUUGUUUUCCUAAUACAAUUAUUGCAUAUAGAAUUUUAUUGACUAUUCCUGUGAUAGUUGCUUCUGCGGAAAGAAGUUUUUCAAAAUUGAAGUUAUUAAAGACUUACUUGUGGUCUACCAUAUCACUAGAAAGACUUAAUGGAUUGACAUUGAUAGCUGUUGAAAAUGAUCUUUCGAAGAGAGUAAAAUAUGAAGACCUAGUUGAUGAUUUUGCUUCAAAAAGUGUUAGGAGAAAGGCUCUUUUUAAUUAG